AUGGUUUCUUUAGUCAGUGGAUCCUAUACUGUUCACCAGAAAGUUGUGAAAGCCAUGGAGAACUCAGAAGGUGGACCUUGGAGUUUAUCGCUGAAGAACCCUGAAUGGUUUUACUAUGCCUUGCAGUUAACCACCCUGGAACCUCAGGAUGAUCUCCACAUUGACAGUAUAACAUGGAAAAUGCUGAUAGGAGCAGCGUUGACUAAAAUGCAUGGCAUACUCGGAGAAUCAGCAAAUUUCGAUAUACUGCAAGUGUAUGAUGAGAGCUGUAUAAUAAGGACAUCCACAUCUGAGAGACAGAUAAUGGAAUCUUCGCUGGUUGCAUAUAGAGGGAAUCUGAAAAGUUUCCGAUUGCGAGACGUCAUGUUCACGAUACGAGUCGUUGAAAGAUCCCAGUAUCUGGUCGGCGUUGCUGGUCCAUCUCGGCGGGAUUGGCUCUCUAUCACCAAAGAAAUUGAAAUUUGA
Molecule: messenger RNA, 465 nt
Organism: Kuraishia capsulata CBS 1993
Lineage: Eukaryota; Fungi; Ascomycota; Pichiomycetes; Pichiales; Pichiaceae
Exons: 2
Coding region: 1-465 (154 amino acids)
Biological process (GO): tRNA processing; nuclear-transcribed mRNA catabolic process, RNase MRP-dependent; intronic box C/D snoRNA processing
Cellular component (GO): nucleolar ribonuclease P complex; ribonuclease MRP complex
Molecular function (GO): ribonuclease MRP activity
Source: RefSeq, a predicted model, not a curated record